AUGGAAGAAUUUUUUAAAGCUACCAUUCAACACCAGCAAGAAAUUAAUGAUGGUCUGAAAAAGUUUUCGGAAUUGUUGGACGAAUUGUUAUGGAUUACUGAAGGAAGGGAAAUUACUUCUCAUCAUCAGGAAAAGAACAGAGAAAUAUCCAAUCAUGCAUUAUUACAAGAAUUGACAAAAGUUUUUGGUUUAAAAACCACAACAAUAGACAACAAGGAAGAAACUAGUAAUGAACAACAAACAAAAAUCCUUGUCAAACCUUCCUUUUUAUUCACAACAAUACCUGAUAUUAGUAGAACUAAUUAUUUCAAAUCAUUUUAUUCACGAUACGCUCUUUCAAGAGAGUUUGCUUUCGAAAAGGCAUUUAAGAAGGUUGUCACAGAAUCUGUUUCAAGUUCCUCAUUUCUAGACCUUCUUCGUUCCUUGUAUUUGGAUCAUUUGAAAGACAAAGACAACAAAAAAUAUUUUGAAUCUUUGCAGUUGUUAUAUGACCUUAAUAGCAUUUCUAAAAAGCACGAAAGAAAGUAUAGAUUGGAAUAUGACUACUAUGAAAGUAAUACUUUGAAAUAUGAAUCACCAGAGUUGUUUAGAGCAAACAAUCCUCUUCCUGGUGAACAUUUUAGCAUUCAUAGAAUAAUCGUUACUCGACGUUUGUUUGUUCCUUAUGAUUAUGAACAUGGAGAUAAUACAGCUCUCAAAGCGUUUCAGAUCAUAUUGCAUGGUCAUGCAAGAUUAUUCAACAAACCUACAUCCUAUCUACCCUUGGUUUAUGAGCUCGAAAAGGCUGUGGAGACAAGUGAUGUUAAAUAUUGUGAUCUUCGAAGCAAUAUUUUUCCUCCGCCACCACUUUAUGAUUUACCACAUGUCAUAGAAAACCCAUCUAAAGACUAUUCACUUGAUCAAAUUGAAUGGAUAUGCAAUGAAUAUUUACCAAACGUAUUCAGACAUAGAGUUACUUGGGAAAAUGGUGUUCUAAAUAGAGCAGAACUUGUUUACAAGUUACUUGCAAGCAUGACACUAUUGCCAAAGAAUAAUCCUUUUUCAGUCGCAAAAAAAAGACGAAAGAAGGGAAUGGAGUAA
This is a messenger RNA of Naegleria fowleri, 1080 nucleotides long. RefSeq lists its product as uncharacterized. The coding region runs from base 1 to 1080 and encodes 359 amino acids. The record is from RefSeq and is a predicted model, not a curated record. NCBI's taxonomy places the organism in Eukaryota, Heterolobosea, Eutetramitea, Acrasida, Naegleriidae. The transcript is spliced from 2 exons.